Messenger RNA from Priceomyces carsonii, 702 nucleotides. RefSeq lists its product as uncharacterized. The record is from RefSeq and is a predicted model, not a curated record. NCBI's taxonomy places the organism in Eukaryota, Fungi, Ascomycota, Pichiomycetes, Serinales, Debaryomycetaceae. The coding region runs from base 1 to 702 and encodes 233 amino acids. The transcript has a single exon.
AUGUCACAAAUCACACCUAACGUUUAUAAAAGGCAGAAUAUUUCCAAUGGGACGGUAAAUAGAUCUGUCAUACCUUCGACGGUGUAUGAAGAGCCGGAAAAAACGUUGUUAAACUUCCCAUCUUCUGUGAUGAAUGGUGUAACGAGAGAAGGAGGAUUGGUCUCAUUAACUUUUAAGUCUGUUAAAUUUGUUGAUUUGGUCGAAAAAUUUGACAUGAUAAAAGAAACAUUAUAUAAGGACUACAAGGAUGGGCUUCAACUUCCCAAAAUUAACGAUGAAGGAUUCGAUGCGAAGACACGAAUCCAAGAAUUGAAUGUGGAAAUAGAAACGCUCAAAAAUAAGCGUCAGAAAGUAACAAAUGAUCGCAAGGAAGAGCCAUAUGUUAAAGUGAAGCAAGAACAGCUUCUGUCCAUUGUACAUGAUAAAAAAGAUGUGUCUCCAUUUGGUGAAGAAAUCAUUAAGCAAUAUGAAAGCGAACGCUCCGACAAAGCGAUUUCGUUCUCUCAUGGCCAGUAUACAUUCUUAAAGAAUUUUAGCGUGCCAUCUGACUUAAAGAUACAGAAGUUCGAGGAUGUGAAUAACCCUGAUAUGCUGGCGUAUGCUAAGAAGAAUUCUCAAACCUCAUCUGAAAUUUUAGGUGAAGAAGAUCAGGGUGAACCUCUGAGAGAAUUGCAGACUCCAUCUAAUACCCCAUUAUAUUGA